ACGGAUCUCCUACGUGCCCUUUAGAGUUAGAAAAACAUGUCUGACAGCUGCUGCUAGCAUGUGAGCUAAUGCUUAGCAGCGCAGGAGGAGUCAUGCUCAGGUCAAAGUAGUAGCACUGUCUUGCUGCUUCAUUUAUUUCGAAGAAAAACAUGGCAGAGAUCUUUUCCCGCUGGAAUAUGUUUAGAGUCGGGUGGAGAGGCGUGAAGUUGAGCAGGAAAGUCACUCAUGCAGCUGUUUCUGCGCAGACGCAGCGCCGCUACAGCACAGAGUGCAGCUUGUUUGGGCUUCUGUUUGACAUCGACGGGGUGCUGGUACGCGGACGGACGCCCAUCCCUGCAGCCAAACAGUGUUUUAGGAACCUGGUGGACGGCGAUGGAAAAUACAAGGUUCCUGUGGUGUUUGUGACAAAUGCGGGAAACUCUCUGCGAGAAACCAAGGCCGAGCAGCUGUCUCACCUUCUGGAGGUUGAGGUGUCAGCAGACCAGGUGGUGCUGUCCCACAGUCCUCUGCGGGUUUUCACUCAGUUCCAUGACUUGUGUGUGCUGGUGUCCGGACAGGGGCCCCAAUGA
This is a messenger RNA of Sinocyclocheilus grahami, 569 nucleotides long. Its product is annotated as cat eye syndrome critical region protein 5-like. Bases 150 to 569 code for a protein of 139 amino acids. The record is from RefSeq and is a predicted model, not a curated record. The transcript is spliced from 4 exons. NCBI's taxonomy places the organism in Eukaryota, Metazoa, Chordata, Actinopteri, Cypriniformes, Cyprinidae.